Molecule: messenger RNA, 1818 nt
Organism: Brassica napus (rape)
Lineage: Eukaryota; Viridiplantae; Streptophyta; Magnoliopsida; Brassicales; Brassicaceae
Exons: 2
Coding region: 938-1579 (213 amino acids)
Source: RefSeq, a predicted model, not a curated record
GUUCAACUGCAGCGGAAUGUGAGAGACAAGGUUUCACUUCUUAGAUUUAGGUUAGGUCAAGAGAGAUGAAUGAGAAUCGUGGGCUGAAUCCCGUAAAUAAACUUGAAGAAUGAAUAUGAUUUUAUUGAUGAGUUGAAAGAUGAUGAAUACAAAGGAAUAUAUCUUGUGAUGAUUAAAGAAUACGUAAUGCUUUUAAUCUAGUACAAAAGUUGAUAUAUGGAAAGAGAUGGCUUGUCUUUUAUCUUCUCCGUCUUUAUAUAGUCUAGGUUUCGUUGGCAACCCUUCAACUGUUCUCCUAGAUCUUUGGCUUCAAUUACGGAGCUCGCUUUAGGCUCCUCUUGACCGAGUCCCUUAAGGUGUUAGCUCACUUUCUGUCGUGACCUCUGCUAUGAUGUCUCCCAGGUCCAGUCGUCAGCUCGGCUUUCAGCUCCCUUUGUUAUGAUGGGCUUAUCGCAACCCACAUGCUAGCUCACGCUUAUCGGUACCUCACCUGAGGGUCAUAUUCGGGUCCAACAGUUGCCCCCAGCUUCCGAAUAAAAUCCUUUGUCUCGGAAGCUAGAAUCUAGCUAUCGAUCUUAUCUUUUCGUUAAGAUAAUGAUUAGUUCUUAUCCUAUUUAGAUUCAGCUUACUCGAUCUAACGGUCUUUAUUACGUUUGGCAGAAUCUAUGGUUCAGAUGGAGAGGGUUUGAAAUGACUUUUCCGAAUCUCGAGAGGUGAUGGGAUAUAAAGCGGUGAACAUUAACUGCUAGCCUUCCACUUUCUCCACGCCUCCGUUCGGUUUUCAAGGUAACUUCUCUCUCUUUGGAGACGAUGAUAUAUAUAUAUAUUUUCUUUGGAUUUAUUGCAGUUGGCUGGGGCUGUUAACAGGGCCCAGCUCAGGUUUGAGAAUGCUCUGUGUGCUGCCCCCAAUGCUGGUGAACUUGCUGAGGUUACCGAGAUGGUUAAGGCAGCCAAAACCGAUCUUGACCAAGCCCGGGUUCGAAUUUCUGAACUCGAAGCCGAAGUGACGAGGCUAGGCUCGAAGGCCGAUGCUCAGCAAGGAGAGAUCGAGAGUCAAAAGCUCGAUAUCCAGGUGAAGAGCAGGAGGAUCAAUGAUUUAGAGGCUGCUCGAAAGAUAGCUGAGCAUCAAGUACGUGAACUCAUUGCCUCAUCCCGGGAUAGCCAGAAGAACAAGGAAGCUGAAGUCAAGCUGGCUGUCAGGGAAGGGAAGAAAGAAGUCGCCGAAGCUUACGGCAAGAUCCUGGUCUGUGUUAAGGAGAAGUUUGCUAGGAAGAAAGAUGAGGUCGACGCUUUGGUGUACGCUCAGGAGCUCCAAGCUAAUGCCGACCUCUUGAAGGAUAUGCUGAACAACAAGAUCCAAAGCGUUGAAGAGGAGUACAACCAAUUGGUGGCCUUAUUACCAGAAGCGACAACUGCGUAUGAGAAGGCUCAAGUCUCUGACUUCUCGGUCAGCAAGCUUCCUCUUCCCCAGAUCUCGGAGAGUUCAGUCGAGGCAGCAAUAGGAGGUGACGGCAAUGUGGUCGAUGAGGGAGUUCCUGCCGGUGCUGGUGAUCCGAUUCAGGAAGAGAAGGAAGAUUGAGAGCUACGGCUCUUUUAACUUUAUGUUUUGUGUUUUUAAGACUUCGGCCUAAGGGCUUUGUUUCGUUAUGUUUUGUGACUUAGUGCCUGAGGAGGCCUUUAAACCUUAACGCUUGCUGGAUUUCAAUAGCCUGGGGAGGUUUUUAAACCCUUUCUUAUGUUUAAAUCGUGGCUAUUAUUUCUGUUUUAAGUUUUUGAACUUAACCUCGUUUCAUUUAAUCAUAGUGAUUGCGAAUCUCA